This is a messenger RNA of Megalops cyprinoides (Indo-Pacific tarpon), 2642 nucleotides long. RefSeq names its product ribonucleoprotein, PTB-binding 2 (gene raver2). The record is from RefSeq and is a predicted model, not a curated record. Bases 69 to 2630 code for a protein of 853 amino acids. The transcript is spliced from 16 exons. Gene Ontology annotation, cellular component: cytosol. Lineage: Eukaryota; Metazoa; Chordata; Actinopteri; Elopiformes; Megalopidae. Gene Ontology annotation, molecular function: mRNA binding.
GGAGCGACGACAAAAUACAGACGCCCACCUCCUGCUGCUUGCACUCACUCGCCACAGAGCUUUUCAAAAUGGCGGCAGCUUCCUCCAUCCAGCCGCCGAGCGUGCACGCUCUAAACCAGGAAAAUACACCUUUCCCGGAUUCUGACAGCCCCGAAAGCCGGCAGGAUGAGGACACGACAUCCGAGUGGCCGAGCCUGCGAGUCUUGCCCGAUUUAGAGCCGGACGAGAUCGAGAGGAGGCUGGAAAAAACUCGCAGGGAGCUGAGCAACAGGAGGAAAAUCCUCAUUAAAAACCUGCCACAAGAUAUAACCAACCAGGAGGUCCAUGACAUUUUGAGGGAAUAUGAACUGAAGUACUGUUACGUGGACAGAAACAAAGGAACAGCCUUUGUGACGCUGCUGAAUGGAGACCAGGCCCAGGAUGCCAUCCGCUCCUUCCACCAGACCACCAUCCGGGGCAGGGAGAUCACGGUGCAGCUGCAGCCCACGGACUCGCUGCUGUGCGUCACCAACCUGCCGCACACCUUCACCGGCGCCCAGUUCGAGGAGCUGGUGCGCGCCUACGGCAACAUCGAGCGCUGCUUCCUGGCGUACAGCGAGCUGACGGGCCACUCCAAGGGCUACGGCUUUGUGGAGUACAUGAAGAAGGACUCCGCCUCCAGGGCCCGCUCGGAACUGCUGGGCAAGCCGCUGGGCGACCGCGCCCUCGUGGUGCAGUGGACCGACGUCAACCAGCUGACCGCCGACCACCUCCACUCCAAGUGCCUUUGUGUCGACAAGCUUCCCAUGGACUUCUGCGACACUGACGAACUUGCACACAUUUUCUCCGACAGGUACAAGCCGGUCUUCUGCCAGCUGGCCCAGGAUGAAGACAGCCAUGUGCGUGGCUUUGCCGUGGUGGAGUACGAGACGGCGGAGCAGGCGGAGGCCGUGCUGACGGAGAUGGACAGGCAGGUGAUCGGGGGCCAGGAGAUUCGGGUGUCCCUCUGCACCCCGGGGACCUCAGGGAGGAGCACCCUGGCCGCUUUGAUCGCCGCGCAGGGGGUGAUGUCGAGCAACAAGAAGGGUCUGCUGCCAGAGCCCAGCCUGGCCCAGCUGCUAAACAGCAUGAGUAACCCUGCAGCUCUGCAGGUGCUGAUGAGGCCAUACCUGGCCACCGGGGGCAAGCGAGGAGGCAAAUUUGGGAGGCCGCAGGGCUUACCCUUCCUCCGCCCCCCUCUGACUGCAGCUCUGCUUCAGCUGGGGAAGGUGCAGCAGAAUGCCCUGCUCGGGAACGGCCUGGUGCUUCAGAACCUCCUGCAGAUGCAGCUGGCCCAGCAGCAGCUCCUCCAAAUCAAGGACAAACACAUGAACAACGUGCCGAGCCUGCUGGGCGAUCCCUCCAGACUGCUGCUGCAGAAGGCCAUGGGUCUGCGGGCCGCGGCCCCCAUAGCCCUGGGCAAGGGGCUGCUGGGAGACUCCCCCGGCGAGCUGCCUCAGGACUCGCUGCAGGCGUCCGCCCAGGGCGCGGGCGCGUCCGCCGGGAUGAUGCCGUACCUGCCGGGCAGGCAGCACCUGGGCGCCGCGGCCGGCGGCGAGCAGAACGGUGCCCCCUCCGCCGACAAGCAGCCCGCGCCCCCGGGGACCUCGGCCGCCUCCCAGCCCAUGGCUCAGCCCAGCUUCCCCAUCAUGGGCGCCCUGCUGCCAGGAACAUCUCCCAAAGCACAGCAGAGCGAGAGCGCCACCCCGGGCAUGACUCAGAGUAGCAACCAGACCUCACUGCUGGGAGAACCGCCCAAAGAACUGAAGCUCCCCUCUAACCCCUACUUGAACCUGGCCAGUGUUCUCCCAGGCAUGGUCCUGCAAGCUCCUGCCAGCAGUAAAGGCCAGAGUGUGGCCUCUCACAGCGGGGUGUAUGGCAGUGUGCUGGCCCCUGUCUCCCAGCCGCCGGCGCAGCCCGCUGCUGCCCAGUACAGCUCUGAUACCUCCACUGACUACACACAGCAGUACAGCCAGCAGUACUCCCAGGAAGCCAUGCAGCAGUGGUACCAGCACUAUCAAGCACAGGGCUACAGUGGCGCCCCCCAGGAGAGCACGGCGAGCGAGUACGGGAAGGAGCAGGCGCAGAUAUCGGCCUUUGCGCAGGCCACUUCCAGCUCCUCUGAGACCUACUUCACCCAGGGAACUGCCACCACAUCCUACGGGGAUUACAGCACCUACAUGCAGGCUGUCAAUCAGUACUAUUCUCAGACACAAAUGUCUCAGGCAGCUGCCCAGGCCUAUCAGCACAGGGACGCAAGCAAGGAGGCCGACGUGACCAAGUCCUCCCUGGCCAGCGCCCUGCACCCGGCCAGCAACGGCAGCGCCCACAGCUUGCACCCAGGCGGCCUCCUACCCGGCUACAGCUCGCUGCCCGUCAUCCCGGGGUACAUAGGGGCGCAGCAGGCCACCGCCAGCUCCACGGCACACUCCCAGAGUGGGCAGGCCACCGCCGACUGGAACCAGUACUACUACAACCAGGCCCGGGGACAGAAGCGUGAGUACUCCCAGCUGCCCCUGCAGGACCCCGCCUCGGACGGGGCCUACGUGGGCCAGCACUCCCAGGGCCUGGGUGGUCAGUACGCAGACUAUUACAAAAAGAAGAGGAUCUAGGCCUCCGUUGCC